Messenger RNA from Brienomyrus brachyistius, 3043 nucleotides. It is a transcript of the gene ptbp2a, whose product is annotated as polypyrimidine tract binding protein 2a. The transcript is spliced from 15 exons. The coding region runs from base 112 to 1761 and encodes 549 amino acids. Gene Ontology annotation, biological process: regulation of RNA splicing; mRNA processing. The record is from RefSeq and is a predicted model, not a curated record. Lineage: Eukaryota; Metazoa; Chordata; Actinopteri; Osteoglossiformes; Mormyridae. Gene Ontology annotation, cellular component: nucleus. Gene Ontology annotation, molecular function: mRNA binding.
GGUAAUUCUCGGCCAUUUCCGUGCGCGCUUCCACCACCAUUUUGUCGCCCCUGAAUGUUGUUGGCCGAAGAACCGCACAGAAGAUCACAUCCAUAGUGACAGUCUCCGGCAAUGGACGGCAUUGUCAGUGAUGUGACCGUUGGUGUAAAGAGAGGAUCAGAUGAGCUAAUGUCUAGCAGUCUAUAUAACAGUCCGACCUCGGGGCUGACCGGUAUUGUAACUGCCAAUGGCAAUGACAGCAAAAAAUUACGAGUGGAAGACAGAAUGGAUUGCCCCCCCUCCCGGGUAAUCCACAUUCGCAAAUUGCCCAAUGAAGUGUCGGAGACGGAAGUCAUUGCUCUUGGCUUGCCUUUUGGGAAAGUCACUAACAUCCUGACCCUCAAGGGAAAAAAUCAGGCUUUUUUGGAGCUUGGAACUGAAGAAGCAGCCAUGACCAUGGUGAACUACUACACUGCCGUAACGCCUCACGUCCGCAAUGUUCCUGUAUUUAUCCAGUACUCAAAUCACAAGGAGCUGAAGACGGACAACGCGGGAAACCAGCGCGCCCAGGCUGUCCUCCAAGCGGUCUCCGCUGUCCAGGCAGGGGGCGCUGCAACUCCAGCGGCGGCCUCCAGUGAAAAUGCACUGACCCCGGCUCCCAGCCCAGUGCUUAGAAUCAUCAUUGACAACAUGUUUUAUCCCGUCACUCUGGAUGUCCUUCAGCAGAUCUUCUCCAAGUUUGGAACAGUCAUGAAAAUCAUCACUUUCACCAAGAACAAUCAGUUCCAAGCCCUGCUACAAUUCAGUGACCCUGUGAAUGCACAGCAGGCCAAACUGGCCUUAGAUGGUCAGAAUAUCUAUAAUGCCUGCUGCACAUUGAGGAUUGACUUCUCCAAGUUGGUGAACCUCAACGUGAAGUAUAACAAUGACAAGAGUCGGGAUUACACUCGACCAGAGCUCCCCGCCGGAGAUGGGCAGCCCGCUGUGGACUCCUCCGUGGCUGCAACUUUUAACAAGGAUUCUUCAUCUUUACUUGGUACUCCAUCUGGGAUUGUAGCUCCUUAUACUAGUGGAGGAGGAUUUCCAUCUUCUCUUGGGUUUGCACAGGGUGGAGGGGCCCUGAGCCCGCUGAGCGCUGCGGCGGCAGCAGCGGUCGCUGCCGGCAGGGUGGCGUUGUCGGGGCACUCCAGCACCAACGGCGUGCUGCUGGUCAGCAAUCUCAACGAGGAGAUGGUUACGCCCCAAAGUCUGUUUACUCUCUUCGGUGUGUAUGGCGAUGCUCAGCGUGUGAAGAUACUUUACAAUAAGAAAGACAGUGCGCUCAUACAGAUGGCUGAUGGGAAUCAAGCCCAGCUUGCAAUGAGUCAUCUUAACGGGCAGAAGAUGUACGGUAAGAUCAUCCGGGUCACGCUGUCAAAGCAUCAGAUGGUACAGCUUCCCAGAGAAGGACUGGACGACCAGGGGCUCACAAAGGAUUUCACAAACUCCCCCUUGCAUCGUUUCAAGAAACCCGGUUCCAAGAACUUCCAGAACAUAUUUCCCCCAUCUGCUACUCUUCACCUGUCAAACAUCCCACAAGACGUAACAGAGGAUGACCUGCGGGUACUGUUCUCAAACUCCGGUGGCACUGUGAAAGCCUUCAAGUUUUUUCAGGACCGCAAAAUGGCCCUUCUGCAGAUGUCUACUGUUGAAGAAGCAAUUCAAGCCUUGAUUGACCUCCACAAUUAUAACAUGGGGGACAACCAUCACCUGCGUGUUUCCUUCUCAAAGUCGACCAUCUGAACGCGUUAGUGGAACUAUCUGUGUCUUCACGGUCUUCAGUGGUAAAGCCAGUUGACUUUUCAGACGUGGGACCACUGUUUUGACAAAUUCAAAAUUAACCAGUCAUUCCUUAAGAAACGAUGAAUUUGUUACAUGAAACUAAUUUGUAAGGAUGUUGUACUAGUAUGCUUUAAAGACAUUUCUACCCCUCUUAUUCCCAUUUCUUCCAUUUCAAGGAAGGUAGUUAAGUUUUAUAAUUGACGAGCUAUGUGCCUUACUUGAUAAAAAUUUAUCAACGCCUCCUUGUUUGUUUAUUUGCAUAAAUGCUUGAACUUGGCUGUCAAGGCACUUAUUCUCUGUCAAAUGGAUUUGUAAUUUUAAUUUUUUUCCCCUUUCCUCCUCACGUGUAUCUGUACAGCUUGAAAUUCUGCCUCUGAAGGUUUCUUAUCAUUUAUGGUGGACCUUACUUUUGAUCACUUUGUUUGUUGUUGUAGAGCAAGUGUUGGCACAGGAUUUGGAUUGAGCUGUGAAUUAUCUAUUAUAAAGGAUUGAUAAUUUUCUAGCAGAGUGGCUGUAUCAAAAGCGGCCAAAGAUAAAGCUGAAGCUCUAGUUUAAUUAAGCCUUUAUUAGUUCUUUGUUUUGUUUGUGCAUCACUUACUGUUAUGGUGUAUAGUACUAGUGCUGCUUGUGACUUGAAUAUACUUUAGAUGUUCUUUGAAAGCUCCUUAUGUGCAUUUAUAUUUUGUUUGGGUAUUUUUAAAAGGCUGCAGUUUCUGAGCAUGUACUGAGUGGUCUAGUUAGUUAUCAUUUAAACUGCUGUUGCAUGCAUUAAAAAGGCAAGAAAAAGGCUCUCAGAAGUGAUCUGGCAGUGCUGGCAUUACUUGGCAGUUUUUUCGAAAGGACAUCCUGGUAGGACCAAAGUUUAUGUGCCUUUAGUCUUAAUUUACAUUUCAUUGUACAAAAAAAAAUCUGAUUUAUUAAAUUUUUCAAAUGUUUUAUAUUUCAUAAAGAAAGAGUAACGCUUUAUAAAACACAGUGCAGAAUCAGCAGGAAAUGGUCAGGCGGUGACUUCAUGACCUCAGUUGUAUACAGAACUUAACGCAAGUGAUUCAAUACAUGAACUACCUGCCUAAGACAAACCUUGUCUACUCUUGCCAAUAGAAAAUGCAAAAAAAAAAACCUCUGUCUGCUUUGGGAAAAUGUCAUGUAUAUUUUAUAUUUUAUUUGGGUUUUUACAUCUUUAGAAAUGAAUGAUUCAUUUAUAGUUUGGAAAUGGCACAAUUAAAGGUGAAUUUUCUAACAA